AUGCCAGUAGCCACAGCUCCGCCAUAUCCGGAUGCGGUGGUGGUGGAGCAGAGUGUGCCCACACGAGCAGCGCCAGAUGAUUUGCCACCAACGUACGAGGAUUCUACCAAUCCGAGCAGUUAG
This is a messenger RNA of Gongylonema pulchrum, 123 nucleotides long. Lineage: Eukaryota; Metazoa; Nematoda; Chromadorea; Rhabditida; Gongylonematidae. The record is from the annotation of a GenBank genome assembly.